GUUAAUUGCUACAUAUCUCAUUAAAAUAACAAAACUAGUUAAUUUUUACAUUUCUCAUAUUAGUUAAUUGCUAAUAUUUGUUCAAUUUUAAAGAUGGAGCGUGGUAGACAUUCUGUAGAUGUGGGUAAUCUCCAACGCAACCGCAAGAGGGAGAUUGCAUCGACUCGAUCUACUUCACGCAAAGGCAAAGGUAAAGCGCGGGUCGAGUCUUCUUUUCAAAGUCGAGAUGAUUUUGAAACGGAUUACCAACGGCAAGAUGGUAUGAUGAUGUCCGACGAGGAACUACAACACCUAUUGUCCCAAAAUGAUCCACGUUUUGCACAAGAACAGCAAUUCCCGACAACCAUCGAUGAAGAGGAGCUCGAGGAUGACGAUGGGGAGGAGGACUCGGGGGGCGACGGGACUCCGGAUGAUGAGCAAGAGGACGAGGGCCCUUCAACGACUACAACCCAAAUUGGUAAGAAAUCUAAAUCUCCUAUUAUUGAAAACAAUUAUACAAAAAGGAAAGACGAAAAAACCGAAAAAUGGUACGCAAGUUGCAAUCAUUGCAAGAAAGAGUUUAGCUUGGGAAUUUCUGGCGGAUACGGGAGUCUCAAAAGACAUCUUAAGUCCGCCCACUUUGUGGAGUAUGCGAAAAUAGACAAAGGAAAGGGGAAGCAAACACAAAUAUCAAGGUUUGCAAAUUCUCAACCCUUUGGUAAUUUUUCCUAUGAUGAUAACAAACAUUUGACUGGUAUGUCUCAUUUAAUUGUUGAAGAAAAUUUACCCUUUAUUUUUUCCGAAAGUCUUGCUUUAAGAGAUUAUGCUCAAGGUACUUUAAAUCCUCAAUUUAGAAAUUAUAGUCGCAAAACGAUUAAAAAAGAAGUUAUAAGGCAAUAUAACUUGGAAAAAGAAAAAUUACAAAUAUUUUUCGCAAACUUUGAUGGACGUGUUAGUAUUUGUAGCGAUAUAUGGGAGGAUACUUAUCAUCAUUUAUAUUAUUUGGGUCUAACUGCACAUUAUAUUGAUGAUGAUUGGAAUAUGCAUAAACGUGUUCUUGCUUUUCGUGAAUUCAAUGAUCGUCACACUGCUGAUAAUAUUUAUAUUCUCAUUGAACGUAUUUUAAUUGAGUAUAAUUUGAUUGAUAAGGUGUUUGCUGUAGGUUUUGAUAAUGCUAGUAAUAAUACUGCUGCUAUACCUAGAUCACGUGAAUUGUGUGGUGCUUCUACAUUGAUGGGUAGAUUUUUUCAUCACCGUUGUGCAUGUCAUAUUCUAAAUUUAUGUGUACAAGAUGGCUUAGCGGCAUUAGGAAAUACUUUGGAGGUAGUCAAGGGGGGAAUUAAAUUGAUUUGGGCUAACACUCCACUAAAAAUGCAAUGGCGGCAAUAUUUGAAGGAUAGACGUGUGAAUUAUUGUGCUUUUCCUAAAGAUUUGUCUAUUCGUUGGAAUAGUACUUAUAAUUUAAUUCAAGUACUUGUUAGAUAUAAAGAUCAUUUUCCAGCUUUUUUAAGACAAACUUGUAACUAUAUUAUAAACCCGGCUGACAUCGACACUUGUGAAAAAAUUGUUAAUGUUUUGGCAUAUUUUAAUAACGCAACUCUAACUUUUAGUCAUGUUUAUAAACCUACCGCAAACGAAUUUUUUGUUGAAGCUGUUAAUCUCGCCGGCGCUUUUUGUGAAUUUUCCGAUGCCACUUACGUUAGUUAUUUUUGUGAUUCACAUAUUCCGCAUAUAUAUGGUAUUGCAUUUGUUCUUGAUCCUCGUUAUAAACUUCCUUACUUGGCAAAUUGUAUAGAUUACUAUUAUGCUUCUUUUUUUCCAACUCAAGAGUUCGAUGAUAAUCCCAUCGACCCUAAACAAGAAUUCAACGAGGUUAGUAAUUUAUUUCAUCAAUUGUAUAAUGAAUUUCAUGCACAAUAUGGUAAUGCACCCCCUCCCAUGCAACGAACAUCUUCUUCAUCUAAAGGAAAAUCACUUUUAAAAUCCGCUUUUGGUUCUCUUUUGAAAAAAAGUAGAGCAACUCCCGCUACUGAACAAAGCUUAGGUAACGAGCUUUCUUUGUAUCUAACAUUGAAUGUUGAUUAUGAAGUUGGUGAUGACUUUGACGUUCUUAAGUGGUGGAAGGAAAAUGAAAGAACAUUCCCGAUUUUAUCAAAGAUGGCUAAGCAAGUACUAGCAAUGUCGAUAUCAACCGUUGCCGUGGAACAAGAAUUCAGUGCGGCCGGCAACGUCCUAACCGAUUAUAGAACGAGGUUGAGCCCGAGCUCUCUUGAGACACUAGUUUGCUUUCACGAUUGGUUGAAGGCCCAACGAAGAACUCAAGAAAUUACCAUCACUCCCUCCCGCCACUUUAUGGAGGAAACAACCGAAGGCGGAGAGUCCGAUUGAUUUUUUAUUACAAAAUGUAUUACAUUUUUUAAAUUCAUCCUAAUUCUCAAUUGUACUUCUUAUUUGAAA
Molecule: messenger RNA, 2436 nt
Organism: Cuscuta europaea
Lineage: Eukaryota; Viridiplantae; Streptophyta; Magnoliopsida; Solanales; Convolvulaceae
Source: the annotation of a GenBank genome assembly